AUGUUUCAGACUUCUGCUUUGGAUUUGUGGAAGGAAGAAUGCGAACGCAUAGGAAUACUGACGUUCUGCAAGGAUCUCGACCUGGCCCUGGGCACCGGCAUUGCACAGGGGCUGAUUACCGAACUAUGCGGCCGUCCCGGUAGCGGCAAAACACAGUUUUGCUUGCAGCUCUCAGUAAACGUUCAAAUACCUCACCAACUAGGCGGUCUAGAAGGACGGGUUGCCUAUCUGGACACAAAAUACGGAUUCUCUCCGCAACGGAUACAAGACAUGGCAAAAGCCUGCCUCGAUCAUUGCACGAAACUCAUCGCCUCCGUACCGCACAAGUACAACGCACAAGAGAUUAUGGCCGGCUUCACAAUGGACUCGAUCAUGAACAAUAUCCUCUACACGCACGUGCGCAAUUGUUCACAUAUUAUGGAGGCAAUCGCCGUGUUGCAGAACAAAUGCUACGCCGGCGAGAAGAUUAAACUGAUCAUAAUAGACUCCCUAUCGUUUGUGGUGCGCAACACGAUACCACGGACGCUCGAACGAGUGAAACGUCUGCACGAAAUACUUACCCCGCUCCACAAGCUAGCCCACCGGUUUGGCUGUGUCGUGGUCGUAACGAACGACUUGACGACGAAAAUUACGGAUUCUAAGAAGCCGUUCGACAACAUCCAAAUCGUACCGGCCCUCGGCGAAAGCCACAGCCACAAAAUUAACCAACGCAUCAUACUUGGACGGGAUGAUACGAACGGGCAGCAGCAGCACUUGAACCGCUAUAUUGCAUCGAUCGUGAAGAGUCCCACCACGCCCCCGAUUUCGGUCGCAUUUAUCAUUGAAACCGCGGGCAUUCGUGAUGUGCGACAAGGCCGCACGCAAGCGCCUUGA
Molecule: messenger RNA, 873 nt
Organism: Anopheles cruzii
Lineage: Eukaryota; Metazoa; Arthropoda; Insecta; Diptera; Culicidae
Product: DNA repair protein RAD51 homolog 3-like
Exons: 5
Coding region: 1-873 (290 amino acids)
Biological process (GO): reciprocal meiotic recombination; DNA repair; meiotic DNA recombinase assembly
Cellular component (GO): Rad51B-Rad51C-Rad51D-XRCC2 complex; replication fork; Rad51C-XRCC3 complex
Molecular function (GO): ATP hydrolysis activity; four-way junction DNA binding; crossover junction DNA endonuclease activity
Source: RefSeq, a predicted model, not a curated record